UGGCGACCGCUAACAGCAACUGUGGAACAGUGCAGUGCCCUUUUUUGGAGCAACGUACGUGGAUUAUGACCCCUCGACCCCAAUCUACGUGGCGGUCCGCAAUUCGCUACUUCAUACUGACUGGCGUCCGGCAUCGUCCCGAAUUUGGCCACAAUCUGCUCUCGGGACCCCUAUAGGGCUCUCUGACCUGCUCCAUCUCCGCCAUCGUCAAUGUACUGCGCAUCCACCCAGGCCAGGACUGCACUUACUUACGGGAAGGAGUAUUUGCGAGAUGGAACCUGGGAACUGGAAGACGACGAAGAGGAAGCGUGGGAAUCCGGCGGCAAUGGCUGGGAUGUAAGUCCAACAUUGCUGGUGCCAGAGUUGCCACUGCUUGCUUAUAAGGGAAUCAUGUGUGUUGCCUUUUUGCCUUUUCCGACGUCCUCCUCCGACUGUACUCCCGAUCCCAGGACUGAACUUACGGUAAGGAGUGCUUCCAAGAUGGGAGACGAAGAAGAAGAAGCCGCUGAAUCCGGCGGCAAUGGCUGGGAUGCUGCGUUCUCGAGAGGAAGCGUUAUUUCUGCAUUCCAAGAAGGACGGCACAAUGUGUCGGACUGUCCGCGUCGCAUUGAACUGGUCCGAUGAGGCUGCUAUUGCACACACAGUGAGGGAACUCCCAUACGGGAACUCGGAAGUACUGCUACAGUACAGGUAUAUCACCCCGUGACGACCACAUCGAAGUCUGAAAUUGAAGUGUGAAGAUGCUUCAGCAACCCCUUCAUAUUUUUCCAUUGCUUUUAUUGUGCUUCUACUGUGCAUGUGUGUAACCUGUGGGGUAUGCAUGUGAUGACAAUGUAUGCCGGUGACACGGUCAGAUUUUGUCCAUGCGUGUAACGUACACCUGCAUGCUAUCGUUGAAAAG
Sycon ciliatum is the source of this 901-nucleotide messenger RNA. RefSeq lists its product as uncharacterized. Lineage: Eukaryota; Metazoa; Porifera; Calcarea; Leucosolenida; Sycettidae. The record is from RefSeq and is a predicted model, not a curated record. The transcript is spliced from 4 exons. The coding region runs from base 211 to 624 and encodes 137 amino acids.